This is a messenger RNA of Morus notabilis, 507 nucleotides long. Its product is annotated as dirigent protein 23. The coding region runs from base 1 to 507 and encodes 168 amino acids. Lineage: Eukaryota; Viridiplantae; Streptophyta; Magnoliopsida; Rosales; Moraceae. The record is from RefSeq and is a predicted model, not a curated record. The transcript has a single exon.
AUGGUCGUAGUGGAAUUUACAAUAUGGUUUCAAAGCUGUAGAGCAGAGGACACAAAAGAGAAAAUAGCAAACCUCCAAUUCUACUUCCACGACACACUCAGUGGCAAGACCCCAAGUGCCGUGAAAGUUGCUCAAGCACCUGAAACUGACAAGUCCCCCACACUCUUCGGAGCGUUGCUUAUGGCCGAUGACCCACUGACCGAGACGUCCGACCCGAAUUCUAAGCUUGUGGGCCGGGCACAAGGACUGUAUGGAUCAGCUGGGCAACAUGAACUUGCAUUAAUAAUGGCAAUGAGCUUUGAAUUCAUAGAGGGUGAAUACAGUGGGAGCUCAAUCAGCAUUUUUGGUAGAAACCCGGCGCUUAAUCCAGUCCGCGAGAUGCCGGUCGUCGGGGGUACUGGGGUUUUCCGGUUGGCGCGUGGAUAUGCAAUCGCUAAGACUCAUUGGUAUGAUCCUCUCACGGGUGAUGCUAUAGUAGGAUAUAAUGUCACUGUGCUUCACUACUAG